Messenger RNA from Zophobas morio, 1120 nucleotides. It is a transcript of the gene PCNA, whose product is annotated as proliferating cell nuclear antigen. The record is from RefSeq and is a predicted model, not a curated record. Gene Ontology annotation, cellular component: PCNA complex. Gene Ontology annotation, biological process: translesion synthesis; regulation of DNA replication; leading strand elongation. Lineage: Eukaryota; Metazoa; Arthropoda; Insecta; Coleoptera; Tenebrionidae. Gene Ontology annotation, molecular function: DNA binding; DNA polymerase processivity factor activity. The transcript is spliced from 2 exons. The coding region runs from base 156 to 938 and encodes 260 amino acids.
CGCUUUUGCUGCCAUUUGUUGUUGAAACGCGGACUUUAACACAGUGCUAACUGAACACAAAGAACACCCACAUUUGUGUUUAUUCUAAGUUUUUAUUAAUCAAAUUCUUUUAAAUUAAUUUAAAUUUUAAACUACACUCUUUUAACUUGCCCAAGAUGUUUGAAGCACGUUUAGUGGCCAGUGCAACAUUCAAGAAAAUCUUGGAUGCCGUCAAGGAUCUUCUUACUGAAGCCUCCUUCGACUGUUCCGAAUCCGGAAUUCAGUUGCAAGCCAUGGAUAAUUCCCACAUUUCACUAGUUUCUCUCAUGUUGCGUUCAGAUGGCUUCGAUAAAUACAGAUGUGAUCGAAGUUUAACCAUGGGAAUGAACUUGGCAAACAUGGCAAAAAUAUUUAAGUGUGCCAACAACGACGACACUGUAACUAUCAAGGCUCAAGAUGAUGCUGAUGUGGUCACCUUUAUGUUUGAAGCCAAAAAACAAGAAAAGAUUUCAGAUUAUGAAAUGAAGUUAAUGAAUUUAGACCAGGAACAUCUUGGAAUCCCUGAAACUGAUUUUUCGUGUGUUAUUCGUAUGCCAUCUACAGAAUUUGCAAGAAUCUGUCGUGACUUGUCACAAUUUGGAGAAUCUAUUGUUAUUUCUUGUACAAAGGAAGGAGUUAAAUUUUCCUCUGGUGGCGAUAUUGGCACUGCAAAUGUAAAACUCGCACAAACAAAUAAUUUUGAUAAAGAGGAAGAAUGUGUCACUAUUGAAAUGCAAGAACCUGUUACGUUGACGUUUGCAUGCCAAUAUUUGAACUCUUUCACGAAAGCUACACCCUUAGCAGCACAAGUGCAACUGUCCAUGUCUGAUAACGUCCCACUUGUUGUGGAAUAUCAAAUCCCUGAUCUUGGACAUCUUAGGUUUUAUCUAGCUCCAAAGAUUGAGGAAGAUGAAAAUUAAAUUUAUAUAAAGUAAUUUAAGCUUAGAAUCCAGUGUUAAUUGUCCAGUUACUCCACUUUAAACGUUAAUUUUAGUACAUGAUGUAUUUUUCUACCAUGAAAGAAUACAACUUUCUGUCACCAUUAAUAAUUUAUUUUUACAACAUACAACUACAUGAUUAUUAAACAAUAUUAGUAAUUCUU